AUGGUAGCCACACAAUUUCAUGUAACUCAACUCAGCGGUGUAUCGAGCAUUACAACAAACUGGGAAAUGUUAACGAACCCACCUCCUAUGAAGACGAGUCCCGGGCGACCAAUUUCCACGACUUUAUUGAUUCCGCUUUCCCAUAAAUCCCCGCUUACUGACGUCAUAAGGUUAACGUCACACGAUAAAGAAUGCUCAGUGACUACUGUUAUAGAACAAUAUUGUUACCCUCGAUAUCCUUCGAUUACGCCCACAUUUAUAUGGCUCGGGUUGGUCCCUCCCGGUGUAACUGUCACCGCCGAGUUUACCGUACACAAUGACACCUAUGAAGAUAUUGAAUGGAUUGCUACAUGUUGCCGCUGGUUGGGCGAGCGUGGUGUUGCUGACGCGUGCAGAGACCAACUCCCUUGUGUGACGUGUCACAGUCGCGCUUGUACCUGUUCUUUGUUGACGCCGACACGUGGAUCACUACAGCACUCACAUCGAGAGCAACUGUUUUAUAGCGUCACAGCCCCUGAUACAGAUGGAUGCGUGGCGACCCUUAUACAAGUGCGACGCUUCGGCACGCCGGAAGCAGCUCCGGGCGUGGAGGCGCGAGCUUCGUUGAUCGCGUACCGAGUGUUGGCACCGCGCCUCGUUUUGCGCGCUUUACCUUGCUAUGGGGAUAAACGACAAGAAUGUGAAGGAUGUGCUUUAGAUACUGGGCUGGACAACAGCCCCCGCGGCUCUGCGGUGCUUCGUCCCAGCACAACGCUCACUCUCAGAGACACUUCGUGCUGUCGACUCAGAAUCACGAACAUUACUCCGCUACCAACGAGUGUCAAGUGGGAGCCAGCUAUGGAACAUGAAGAAUUUGUAGCAGUAACUUUUGCACCAGAGCAAUUUAAAAUCAGAGGCCAUUCAGAAGUAGAUAUUAUGGUCGUAUUGGAAGCGAAGAAAGUUUGCCAUCGCCGGUUAUUCCUUCGCAAGGCCAACGUCGAGCACACGCAGAAACCUUUGUACUUGGUUAUCGACGCUGCUGUUUCUGGUGUGGAAGGUGUGGUGGAGUUUCCGAUAGGAGAUAAAGAAACGCUCUCUUUUCCUAAAAUCAAGCUGACACAGAGAAAUAAUUUUAAACAAGCUGUAGCGACACAGGAGCCGAAAUCUUCUGAAGAAAUAUUCAGCGACUAUGAUCGUAAACGAGAAGAAAUAAGAGGUUAG
This is a messenger RNA of Vanessa atalanta (red admiral), 1200 nucleotides long. RefSeq lists its product as uncharacterized. Lineage: Eukaryota; Metazoa; Arthropoda; Insecta; Lepidoptera; Nymphalidae. Bases 1 to 1200 code for a protein of 399 amino acids. The record is from RefSeq and is a predicted model, not a curated record. The transcript is spliced from 9 exons.